CCAGGCUGAUGUCACUCUUUACUUUUGAAAUUUCAGCAAGAGGGCCAUAAGAAAAGAAACAAAAAGGGAAGCGGAGUAAUGGGACUUGUGCUGAGUCCAACACAAAGUCGGAAUGCAUCAUCCUAACUGACAACACUUUGAACAAGUCACUCCAGGACUGACUCUUGCACCGCAUUCCUGUAAAAACGACCAGAAUCGCUUCUACAUUCACUGCAUUCCAAUAUAUGCUGAAAUUCAGCUUUUAUGCAUGAAUAUGAGUGUGGAUGCAUUCAAAACCUGCUGAGAGGUUCUUAUUAAAAGAUGCAGCCAGGAGGUCCUCCUGCACCCCCACCUCCACCCCCACCACCUCCACUUCCUCCGCCACCACCUCCUCCACCUCCAUCCCUACAUGGCCUGGGUCCAAUUUCAAGGUUGGAGCGCCGGCGCUCCAAGAUGCGCAACUUCAACUGGGAGACCCUACCCAAACACACAGUUAUAGGAAAGCACAACAUCUGGACAGCAGAUAAGACUGAUGGGGAAUAUGAGCUGGACACUGAUCAUAUGGAGGAGCUGUUCAGCCACAAGCAGGCCCAGCAGCAAAUCAAAGCUCUGAACCGUCAGAGUCUGAGGGGCCUGCCAAGUUCUGCCACAGCAGGGGAAAUGAUUUCUGUCCUCAGCUCCAAGAGGAGCAUGAACAUUGGAAUUUUCCUAAAGCAAUUCAAGCGGUCUAUAAAGGACAUGAUUGAGGAUAUCAAAUCAGGAAAUGGCCUGGGCUUUGGUACUGGAAAACUGCAGGAAUUAUGCAAGAUGCUUCCGGAUGAAGGGGAGGUAAAGCAGCUGGUUAAUUUCAAAGGUGACAUGUCUGCUCUCCCUGAAGCAGAUCAAUUUAUGUUACUGUUGGUCAAGAUCCCCAGCUAUGAAGAGCGUUUGAGCUGCUUGGUGCUGAAGGAGGAAUUUUUUCCCCUUAUGGAUGAAGUAAAAGAAUUCAUCUGUACUUUGACCACUGCUGGAAGGGAGCUGCUAGAUUGCGAUAAUCUUCAUGCUGUCAUUCGCCUGGUCCUUAAGACUGGAAAUUACAUGAAUGCUGGCGGCUACGCGGGCAAUGCAGUUGGCUUCAAAAUGUCUUCUCUGUUGAAACUAGUGGAUACCAAAGCAAACAAACCUGGAAUGAAUCUUAUGCACUAUGUUGUGAUGCAAGCUCAGAAGGUGGACACAGCACUGCUUAAAUUUCCAGAACAGCUCAAACACAUUGAAGCUGCAGCAAGAAUACAUCAAGGUGACAUUGAAGGGGAGUAUCGAAAGCAAAUAAAGAAAGUGCAAGAUGCCAAUGCAAACACUUUAAAGCAGGAAGACCUAAAGGCACAGAUGGAGGAUUUUCUAAUGGAAGCGGAGGUUUGCUUGAAAGAAGUAGAAACUGAUCUUCAGGAGUUGCAGUCUGUAAGUGACAGAGUGGCACAGUACUUCUGUGAGGAUGCCAAGAAUUUUAAACUGGAAGAGUGUUGCUCCAUUUUCAACUCCUUUUGUGAAAGAUUUUUGCGAGCUAUGCAGGAAAACAAAGCUAGAGAGACUGCAGAGGUGAAACGGAGACACAGAGACAGACUGGAAAUUGCAGCCAAGCGGAGAUCCACAGCUACCUGCUCCAGUAGAGAUAAGGAAAUGGAUAGUGUUGCAUUAGAAUCUGUGCUACAAAACUUUGUCAUCAAACGUGGUUCUAGGAGAAGAGCAGAAAAGCCCUCAUCGACUCGUGGAAGCCCAACUAAUGGUAGUCCCAAUAACGGGAGCCUUUCAGAAAUUACUUCUCAGGAAACCCUUCCCCCAGUAAAUCAAAAGAUUCAAGCCUCAGUUAGAGCUAAGGACAUGGGCAGAAAAGAGUGGAGUUCAGCAGUUGAACUCACUGCGAACUUACGGAACUCGCACAAAGCCCAGUCAGACAUCGAGGACACAAUGGCAGAGAGUGAAAAUUCUAAUGAAGAAGAGAUGAAAACUUCCAAAGAAGAGGACUCUAGAGGACUUAGGAACCCUUUCAAAAGGACUGUUAGACUUAUGACCACAGUUAGAUCUUUUGAUGAUAAUGAGGAAGAUCUGCAAGAUAAUAAUGAGGAGGAGGCCCAACAGCUGCGUGAAGCAUCUAAAAAAGUUUUGCGUUUUCAGAACAGCCGUGGCAGCGUCUCAUCUGGGGACUACUCUCUGGAAAAUCAGAAGUCUCCUCCUCCAAAUGCGCCCAUACGCCGUCAGCUCACAUUUGAUGAGGAAGCGGAUAGGUAUCCUGAUGACCCCAGCAAUGAGGAUUUGCUUCAAGUUUUGCUCAAACCUCAACCUUCCCCUAAACGUAACCUUGGACGCCGCCAUACGCUGCCUACUAAAGUCCCAAAAACCGAGGCAGGGGAAAGUAAUCGGUGGACUGAACUGCCCGUCAGAACUCCAAAUCAUGUGGCUAAAGAAAAAGGGACGAUGCCAGAGCGAGAGGGCGCCGGACACCCUCCCUCCAAACCAGUGUUUGAUUAUACUGACAUUUCUCACAACUUAAAACAAUCAGGUGCUGAAGACACAAAUGACACAUCAGCAGAAAACACAAUCAAGCCACCUGUUUCCUCAGCUCCUGUCAUGCAGCCCACAGACAACGAUGUACAGAUAACUAGUGACACUGUUCCAGCAAGCAGCAAGCCUGUGGUGUUCAAAACUGAGACCACUGGACUAUUUUUUAGUUUUUUAAAACGCCUCGGCGAUAUGAGCAAACUACAGAGCAGCAAGGACACUGUAAAUAAGCCCACAGGCUCUGGUGUUUAGCCUUUGGGAUAUAUUUUUACAUGUAUAAAAGAUAAUUUAUCUAAUUUAAUGUUAAUUGCAAUUAAUUCAUGAUGACAACAAAGUGUUAAGAUUGUUCUAUUUUGGUAGUUUUUCCUAAAUUGUGAAUAUAUUCAAGAAAGCUUUAAGCAAGUGAGGAAGGUUUCUUUGUUUAGGAGAAGGCAUUUUGUAUGUUGUACCACUAGAUGGCAAAAUAUAGUUGGCUUAAAGUGGAGGUUUUCUGGUUGAUGUAGAAAGAUGGGCACAUUCAUUGUAUUUGCAUUUAUAUCCAUAUCCAAUAAGACUAUUUUGACUAAACUGUUCUCAAAAAUGGGAUAAAUGGUUUAAUGCCUACAGUGUGUGAACUUUGGAAGGAUUGACGUGCAAAACGUGCAGAAGGUACUGAGAAGGUGGAGAGAGACAGAAAGAGAGAGAGGGAGACACACCAAUGACUGUUUUCUAGUCAUUGAGAGAGAGAGAGAGAAUAAAAUGGCUCAGAGGCUGUAUUUAAAUCCUGGUUAGAUGUUUUUGUUUUUAAACUACGCGUGCUUGUAAUGCAUGCUUAAAUACAGUAUUUCCUUUUUUUGUUUUGGUUUUUAACUGCGUAUAUUUGUAUUGCUCUGUUUUCAACUCUUUUUGUGAAACAUUCUUGUAAUUCUUUUUUUUCCACAUUAUCACAGAAGCAUGUCAAAAAUGCAGAAGAGUGUGGUUGCUUUGAGGGUCUUACUCAAUUCAGCCAUUGUUUGAUCUUAAAUGGGUCAGUGUUACAAAGGCAGCCUGUAUUUGAGCAGAGCUGAACUAUGAAAAGUCCAAAUGAAGGGCGUUGAUCCCAAAUUAACUUAAGACAUCACCACAGGUGAAGGCCCAGUACCUGGUGCCUGACAAUGGUGGUACAUUUCACUUAUGGAAGACCCUCAGUACUUUCAUUUUGUGGGAGCAGAGGCAUUGGGUCAAAGAGGCCACAGCUUGUACCAUAACAUUAGACCUUGUUUAUUCAACUACCGGCAACCAGUGCUCUGCAGUUGAUGCCAGAGUUGCAUUAAUUAGGUUUUUGGUACUCUGUCAGGCUGUCUGACUUGAAAUAAUGAAGUAAUAAAAACAGCCUCUUCUA
Maylandia zebra (zebra mbuna) is the source of this 3874-nucleotide messenger RNA. It is a transcript of the gene fhdc4, whose product is annotated as FH2 domain containing 4. Lineage: Eukaryota; Metazoa; Chordata; Actinopteri; Cichliformes; Cichlidae. The record is from RefSeq and is a predicted model, not a curated record.